AUGAUGACAAAAUCUCUGUUUGGUGUUGCUGUCUUUACUUACUUUGCUGUUUCCAGCGUUUUUGCAGCUGCUCAACCCUCACCUCAAGAACUUAAACCUGUUGCUGGUCCUGAUGGACUUCAAGGACCUAUAGGACCUGUUGGUAAAGGACUUACUGCUAAAACAAUUGCUAAACCUGAUCCUGGAAGUGCUAGAGAACUAAGCUCUGGUGCUAAUAGUACACAUGAUAGAGAAUCUACUGGUAAACCUGAAGAAUCUGAACGACGAUAUGAUGGUCCCGGCUCUGCUGGUUUUUGUCCUGGUGGGCCCACUAAUCCCAGUGCUUUUAUUCAUACUUGUAAUCCUAAAGAUAAACUCUAUGCUGCUCUUUUAUCUCCUCAAUAUUCUGGUCAUGCUGAACAACUUGGUACCGGAGCUGCUUCUGUUGAUCCUGUUGCUAGUAAUAAAGCUCAUGUUGAAGAAGCCGAGGAUAAGAUAAGCUCAUCUCGACAAGAGGGUGCUGAUCCUCAACCUGGACCUAAACCUGGUGAAGGAAAAGAAGAGGAAGUUGGUGAUGUUGGGGAUCGAGAUGUAGAAAUACAGCAGAAAUUAGAAGAAGAUAAACCCUUAUCUCUAGUACAAGCUUCUGGUCUUCCUGGACCUCCCAGACCUGAAACUGAUCAAGGUGAAGAUGGUCAAGCUGAUGAAACUCAAGGUAAAGAUACUAAAGGUGCUGUAGGUGAAGAAAACUCUACUGCUAGUCAACAUGGUAGUGGAGCUCAAAACCAAGGACAUACUCCUACUGAAGAACCUCCAGCUGCUACUUCCUCUACUGCUGUUGAUCAAUCUCAAUUACAACCUGAAGCUCUUGGUGCUGUUGAACUUGCUGGUCAAACUGCUUCUACUGCUCUUCCUGAAGCCCCUCAACAACCUGAUGGUCCAUCUCCCCCGGCUAAUAUUACUCAAGGUAAUGCUCAAGGUGAAGAUACUCUAACUGAAGAUGGUGAAGGAGCAGGCUCUGGUGAUAAUAGUCCAUCUAGUGAACCUACUCUCUCUACUUUUUCUUCUCCCCAAGCUACUACUUCUGAAGCUCAUAAUCCUGAAACUUCUGCUUCUGGAGAUGCUCAACCUUUUGCUGAAGAUGGUGGAGGGUCUCCUAAACCUGUUGCUCCUCAACUUGGUCAAGAUACUCCUGAAGCUGAAGCUCUUACUGGUCAAGGAUCUCUUGCUGGAGAAACCCCUGUCUCAUCUGACCUACGUGCUACUCAUAAAGGUAGAUCUGCUCAAUCUGGUAGAAAAGCUGGUGAUGCUAGUGAUGAAGGUAAAGCUGGCCAGCAUACUAAAACUGAUGGUUCUGCUGCUACUGUUGUUCAACCUGCUCCUAGAGUUGACGUUACCACUGCUGCCAAGAUCCGUAACGGCAUGAACUCAAGCUUCUCUGCCGACUACAAGGCUGUGUACGAUGGAUUUUCCGCCUCUCACGUCUUCUCGGCCAUCGCUGUUGUCUUUGCCGUUGCUUUGUUCUACUAA
This is a messenger RNA of Theileria equi strain WA, 1509 nucleotides long. RefSeq lists its product as hypothetical. The record is from RefSeq and is a predicted model, not a curated record. The coding region runs from base 1 to 1509 and encodes 502 amino acids. Lineage: Eukaryota; Apicomplexa; Aconoidasida; Piroplasmida; Theileriidae. The transcript has a single exon.